AUGGACCUGAAGCUGCUCUUGUCGCCUGCCCAGAAGGACUCCGAGGCGGACUCGGCUAGUUCGCGCCCCCAGACCUCCGAGGACCACGCGACGACGCAUGAUAGACAGACCUGGUCCCAUCCACCUCACGACCCUAACCAGCGCCAGCAAUAUCAGCAGCCAUAUCCGCAACAUCAUCAGCACCCCCAGCACCCACAGCAUCAACAACAGCAGCACCAGCAACACCAGCAGUAUCAACAGCAACAACCACCACCACCUCAACAUUAUGGCGCGUCCCCAAGACAGCAUUGGCAACAGGAGCAGCAGCAACAGUCGCCCUCUCACCACGGUCAACAAUACAGCCAACAACAACAACCACGUCCAUACUACCAACAGCAGCAGCAGCAACAACCACCGCAACGGCAAGAGCCAUAUCCACACUGUGAGUUUCGCGAUGUCAUUUGA
Linnemannia hyalina is the source of this 444-nucleotide messenger RNA. The record is from the annotation of a GenBank genome assembly. NCBI's taxonomy places the organism in Eukaryota, Fungi, Mortierellomycota, Mortierellomycetes, Mortierellales, Mortierellaceae.